This is a messenger RNA of Elaeis guineensis (African oil palm), 1429 nucleotides long. RefSeq lists its product as uncharacterized. Gene Ontology annotation, biological process: retrograde vesicle-mediated transport, Golgi to endoplasmic reticulum. Lineage: Eukaryota; Viridiplantae; Streptophyta; Magnoliopsida; Arecales; Arecaceae. Gene Ontology annotation, cellular component: SNARE complex; endoplasmic reticulum. Gene Ontology annotation, molecular function: SNAP receptor activity. The record is from RefSeq and is a predicted model, not a curated record.
GCGGCGGCGGUGGGCGAAGAGGAGUCGGAGGUGAUGGGAAAGAAAAUUUUAGGAUUUAGAAUUUCUUAAACAGGGGAAAAGCGAAAUUUUUUUGUGUACCGUGGGUGGUACAGAAUCGUACACAUCGCUUGCGAUGAUUGAUUCUCGCAUGGGGUCGGUGAAUAAUUUUUUUUUUUUACACAUUGCAUUCUGAUUUUAUGCGUGAAUCGAUCAUCAUGAGCGGUAUACGUGGUUCUGCACCACCCGCGGUGCACAAAAAAUUCCUCCAGGGGAAAAAAUUGAUAGGGGCUUUGGGUUGGGCUGGGUUGGGCAAUGGGCAUAUGCGCCCUCUGGCUGAAAUCGAAGACUAUUUCUAGGCCGGGCCAGCGCUACCGUUGGAACCCAGUUCCCCCUGUCCGCCCAGCCCAACCCCCUCUUGGGCGAGUCCUCCGUUCUCGUGCCCAUCGCUAUCUCUUUCUCUCUCCUCCCCUGCCUCCCUAGAUCGACAGAAUAUCGACGAUCUCUACACCAGAAAUCCCAAAUCGGUGUAAUCAUGAGACUUAGCAAGACAGAAGUGAAUUUAAGAAGGUUGCUUGCAGCUGCUCCUCACCAGCAGAAUCAAGCAAAGCUCAUACAUUAUGUCACCACAUUGAGGGAACAGUUAGAGCAACUAGGGGCAGAGAUAACACCAGAGGGAAUACCAAGUGUUUCAAAAGCAAAAUUGAAUGAAUAUUCAGAGAAGAUUGAAGCCCUUGCUGCCAAAUUAUCUACUCCAUGGCCAGAACCUAUGAAGGUUGUUGAUGAAACCAAAGAUGAGGAAAGCCCCUUUAAGUCAGAACAGGAUGGAAACUAUGUAAACCGCCCUCCUGGCUUGAGAAGGAGAACUGUAGCUCAUGAAAAAAUUGAAGAUAGCAUCCAGGAGUCUAAGGAGAGGGACUCAGCAACACCAAUUAAGUUGGAUGCAGCAGCACAAUCUCACAUUGAGAAACAUAGAAAGCUUCAAGAAGAUUUGACAGAUGAAAUGGUUGUGUUAGCACAUCAACUUAAGGAAAGCAGUCUUCUGAUGAACCGAUCGUUGCAGGACACUGAGAAGAUACUUGAUUCUACUGAGAGGGCUGUGGAACAUAGCUUGGCCAGCACCGGCCGUGCCAAUGUACGGGCCAUGGAGGUUUACUCGGAGAGUUCCAAGACUACGUGCUUUACAUGGCUUGUAAUCUUUUUCAUGACUUGUAUUUUCAUCAUGGUGGUGCUACUUAUCCGUGUGACUUGACUUGUCUUCUGUAACCAGAUCAUGAGUUAAAUCUCUGCCGUUCCAAAUUCAAGGUAGCUUGCAUCCAUAUUUUGGUUCCUGCAUACCCCUAGCUCAAUGUUUUAUGUUAGGGAUUGGCCAAAAUAAAUCAUCUCCAAACUUCUUGUUUGUGAUAUCUGAUCAAUAGGAAAUUACUCUGCA